AGAAUUAAACAAGAGUGGACUCCGAUUUUAAAUAUGUACUGGAUGACUGGAGUCUUACGGUAAGUUUUGGUCAUUGGCUACACUGCCGGGGAGUUGAUGUUCCCAAAUCUUCACAGACUGUGAUACUUCUUCCGGUAUUAACGAGUGGCGAGCUACACUGCACCUCUGGCCAACAUGGCGGCUUCGUUAGGACGGAUUUGUGGAUCGGGUCUUCUUAAACCAAAUACUAGUACCCUGUUAAAUCAGGUUAACAACUUCUCUACAGUGAGAGAUUGGUCCAGGGGUAGAAAAGCGCUUGCAACGUGUGUUGGAUUAGCAGCUGGAGGUAUCGGAACUUUGAUCUAUGCUUUGGAUAACUCUGUCAAAGCAACCGAUUUGAUAGCGCAUCCUCCCAACUAUGCCUGGACCUUUUAUGGUUUAUUCAAUGCCUACGAUCAUGCUAGCAUGCGACGAGGAUGGGAAGUCUAUAAAAAUGUGUGUUCAGCGUGCCACAGCCUUCAGUAUGUCGCGUAUCGCGAACUCAUUAACGUGACGCACACUGAAGAUGAAGUAAAGGCCCUCGCAGAAGAAGUCAUGAUACGAGAUGGCCCCAAUGAGGAGGGUGAAUAUUUCAUGCGGCCCGGAAAGCCUUCCGAUCACGUUCCGUCUCCGUAUCCCAACGAAGAAGCUGCUCGAGCUGCUAACAAUGGUGCUUACCCACCAGAUCUAACUUAUAUCGUGAAUGCCAGGCACAACGGCGAGAAUUACGUAUUUUCGCUGCUGACUGGAUACUGCGAUCCACCAGCUGGUGUUCCUAUCAGGGAUGGCCAGUAUUUCAACCCAUACUUCCCAGGUGGUGCUAUCGGUAUGGCGCAGGUCAUUUAUGAUGAAGUCCUAGAAUUCGAGGAUGGCACUCCAGCAACGGCAUCCCAGAUUGCUAAGGAUGUCACUCAAUUCCUGACGUGGACGGCAAACCCUGAAUUCGACACAAGGAAGCGAAUGGCCAUUAAGGUUAUUGGAAUAUUCUCUAUUCUAUUGUCGGUCGUUUACUACAUGAAGAGACAUAAGUUCAGCACUCUGAAAACUACGAAGAUUGUUUAUGUCCCAAAGAAGUAGUCAAAGUUUGCGACGUAAAUCAAUUAAAACGUUAGCUCAUUGAAAUUGUAUGAAUCACGAUAGCCGCCCGGAAACAAAAUGUAGUUUUUUAAUUUAAACAAUGUCAAUUGAGGCACAGUUGACAAGAUUAACGGCUACUCCAUCGUCAUUUGCACGGCUGCCAUUACGCGUUCUCGAACCAGCCGCUGACGUACGAUUGUCAUCGAUACCAGAUCAAUUAACCUGUACAAUGUACAUAAACGCAAGCAAUGGCAUCAUUGUCUUAUCAAAAUAAAUCGUUAAACUUA
Molecule: messenger RNA, 1382 nt
Organism: Cephus cinctus (wheat stem sawfly)
Lineage: Eukaryota; Metazoa; Arthropoda; Insecta; Hymenoptera; Cephidae
Gene: Cyt-c1
Product: cytochrome c1, heme protein, mitochondrial
Exons: 8
Coding region: 175-1095 (306 amino acids)
Biological process (GO): mitochondrial electron transport, ubiquinol to cytochrome c
Molecular function (GO): electron transfer activity; heme binding
Source: RefSeq, a predicted model, not a curated record